GCUUGUUCUGAAGCGCCGCUUUGCUGACGGAGAUUGCAGAACAGAUGUGUGUUUCUCGCUUCAAUAAACUGAUCCCGCAACCCUGACGUGCAUGGGACGCAGACGAUUGAGAACGCGAACGUGUACAUAAUUGAAGAAAAGUCUUCGGUGAUGGUCGUUGAACCCUAGACGGCCUCACCCUAACUAUCCUCCUCCAUCCUCACCAUGGACCCCCCGUCCAAGAAGCCCGGCGUGUUGUCCAACCUGCGGCUACGCGCCCGACCUCUCCUGUCCAGCAUGCGCCGGCGCCGGAAGAGUCCCACCGAGCCAGGGGUGCAUACAGAGAAUGUCCUCGACAACAAGAUGAGUGCCUCCGCCCCAGACAUGAGACACGUGAAGAGGGAGACCUUCCAUGUCGCGCCCGCCUCCCCCCUGCCUCCGAGGGACCAGCAGUCCUACAGCAACCCCACAACGCCGUCCAGCAGCGCCGCGGGAGACCGGCGCCAGGGAGCUGCUGCUAACUCUGUGGCGCCUGUCGGCAUGGCGGCUCCGAACCAGCUGAGCGUCUCGGGGGACCAGAUGGGCUGGACAUCCCAGGAGUCGGUGGUUAGUGGACGCAGCGCUGGCUCCUACAGGGGCGUCAACGUUGGUCCUCUGGAAAUGGACUUAUCGGCGGAGAGCCUGGCGCUGAUUCAGCCUGCUGGUUGUUGUCCCGGAGGAGAAGCUGGGGUGACAGGAACCGUGGACAUGGAACAUACGGAGUUCUGUACUGACUCCACUCCUGGCCCGCGCAGGAGAAACUCCAGUGAUAACAGUGCCUCCAGUUCGUAUGGGAGAAACUCUGGGGAUCGUGAUCCUCCUGCUCUGUGCAGGAGGCAGUCUGAUGAAGCAGCUGCUAGCCCCGCUGCCAUGUACAUCGGAGAUGUUCCAUCGGUGCAGGUGUCAGAAGACAUGACUCAGAACGGGAACAUCCAUGACCUGGAAAAUCGGACACCUCAGAACAUGGAGAACAUCAGCUUUGAGGCGGUCAGUUCUGGUGACCUGCUGAGUGUGUCAGACGGGCCCAGAGUGACCCAGAGGUCCUACCUGCUCAACAUCAAACUAAAGGAAGGACGUAGCCUCGUCAUCAGAGAUCGAUGUGGUACCAGUGAUCCCUAUGUAAAGUUUAAGCUGGACGGGAAAACAAUCUACAAAAGCAAGGUGGUUUAUAAGAACCUCAACCCUACCUGGAAUGAGUCUUUCUCUGUCCCUAUCAGAGACCUGGCCCAGAGACUGUACAUUAAGGUGUAUGACCGGGAUCUUACCAUGGACGACUUUAUGGGAUCCAGCUAUGUUCUCCUCAGCGACCUGGAACUGGAGAAGACAUGUCAGCUGUCCCUGCGUCUAGACGACCCCAAUAGUCUGGAGGAUGACAUGGGAGUCAUCAUGCUGGACAUGUGCCUCUCUCCAAGAGACGGAGACAAACCGAGGAACUCUAGGUGGUCUGUGAGGAAGAGAAGUAUCAGGUCUCCGGUGACCCAGAGUGGUCGUCUGUCAGAGGCUCUGAGGAAAUCUCAGCUGUGGUCUGGGGUGGUGGGAGUGACUCUGGUGGAGGGCCAGGACCUCCCGGAGGACGGAGCUGGGGAGCUGUUCGUACGCUUCAGACUCGGGGACCAGAGAUACAAGAGCAGGAACCAGCCCAGAAAGGCAAACCCCCAGUGGAGAGAAAGGUUUGACUUCAACCAGUUCCCCAAUGGUCCUGGGGUUCUGGAGGUGGAGGUGUGGAACAAGGAAGGACGGAAAUAUGAGGAGUGCUACGGCAGGUGUGAGGUGGACCUGUCCAGGGUUCCAGCCAAUCAGUCCCAGCUGUUCAAUAGCCCUCUGGACCAGGGCAAAGGUCAAGUGGUCUUCCUGGUCACAGUGAGCGCAUGCAGUGGCGUCUCCAUCUCCGACUUGUGUGCCCCGCCCCUUGAGGAGCCUGAGGAGCGAAAGACCACUCUCGAGAGAUAUAGUUUGAAGAGGUCCUUCAAGAACCUCAGAGAUGUGGGUUUCCUUCAAGUCAAGGUUAUAAAGGCUAAUGAUCUGUUGGCAGCAGAUUUAAAUGGAAAGAGUGAUCCUUUCUGUGUGUUGGAGUUGGGGAAUGACAGGCUACAGACUCACACUCUCUAUAAGACCCUGAACCCCGACUGGAACAAAGUCUUCACCUUCCCAGUCAAAGACAUCCAUGAUGUUCUGGAGCUCACCAUCUUUGAUGAGGACGGGGACAAAGCUCCUGACUUCCUGGGCAAGGUGGCCAUUCCUCUACUAUCGAUUCAUAAUGGCCAACAGAUCUGCUGUCCACUGAAGAAGGAGGACCUGGGCGGUCUUUCUAAAGGGAGCAUCUCCCUGGAGAUGGAGCUCAUAUUUAACCCAGUCAGAGCUGGUGUCAAAACAUUUAAACCAAAGGAGAAGAAAUUCAUUGAAGACAACCCAAAGUUUUCUAAAAAGAUCCUGUCACGCAACGUCCACCGUGUGCGCAACCUGUGCCGAGCGGUUCAGUCUGCCUUACAGUACAUUAAGACCUGCUUCCAGUGGCAGAGCUUUCAGAGGAGUCUUACCGCCUUCCUGGUCUUCCUACUGGCAGUAUGGCAUUGGGAGUUCUACAUGUUGCCUCUCUGUCUGGUUCUGCUCAUCACGUGGAACUAUGUGCAGAUUGCGUCUGGACGGGCCAACCAGGACCUUGACAAUAUGUACCUGGGUGAUGAAGACGAUGACGAUGAAAAGGACUCCGAGAAGAGAGGUUUGAUGGAGAAGAUUCACAUGGUUCAAGAGACUGUUGUCACUGUCCAAAACCUGUUGGAGGAGAUUGCAUGCUUUGGGGAGAGAAUUAAGAACACCUUUAACUGGUCAGUACCAUUCCUCUCCAACCUAGCCUUCCUGCUUCUGCUGACAGCAACAGUUAUCACAUACUUCAUUCCUAUGCGAUAUAUUGUUCUAAUAUGGGGAAUUAAUAAAUUUACCAAGAAGUUACGGGACCCCUAUGCCAUCGACAACAAUGAGAUGCUUGAUUUCCUGAGGAGAGUCCCGUCAGAUGUUCAGAAGGUGCAGUACAGAGAGCUGAAAACGACAGGCGCCCAGAGUCCACUGAGGAGGAAGAGAACUGUUUAGUGGUGAUGGAAGAGGAUGUGAUGGAGGAGGGAUCUAGGGACCUUGGAGGAAGAGGAAGUGAUGAAGGUGGAGUUGAUGGAGGAGGGCUCUUGGGACCCUGGUGGAAGAGGAAGUGAUGAAGGUGUAGGUGAUGGAGGAAGGAUCUAGGGGCCCUGGUGGAAGACAAAUUCAUGUUUUCUCCUCAGAUCCAUUUGCCCUGUCUUUGCAUAUAGCUCAGGAUGUGCUGAUUAGUUAUUGGCCCUCUGUCGUCAGGGUAGUGGGUUUAAUUCCCAGGACCACCCAUACGUUAAAAAACCAAGCACACAUGACUAAGUCACUUUGGAUGAAAACCAUUCUGCUGAAGUUGCAUAUAUUAUAUGUUUCUUAAAUACAUAUAUUAUAAGUUUCAAAUCAUGGAUUUUGUAAUCGCAGCUGAAGGCCUGGUCACAGGAAUCUGGAUUGAAUGCACUACUUUCCUGUUAGGCUACAUAAAGACUUCGGACAUAAAGAUGGCCUCAACACUUCGGACAUUAAGAUGGCCUCAACACUGUGGACAUUAAGAUGGCCUCAACACUGUGGACAUUAAGAUGGCCUCAACACUGUGGAGAUUAAGAUGGCCUCAACACUGUGGAGAUUAAAAUGGCCUCAACACUGUGGAGAUUAAAAUGGCCUCAACACUGUGGACAUUAAGAUGGCCUCAACACUGUGGAGAUUAAAAUGGCCUCAACACUGUGGAGAUUAAAAUGGCCUCAACACUGUGGACAUUAAGAUGGCCUCAACACUGUGGAGAUUAAAAUGGCCUCAACACUGUGGACAUUAAGAUGGCCUCAACACUUCGGACAUUAAGAUGGCCUCAACAUUGUGGACAUUAAGACGGACUCAACACUUCGGACAUUAAGAUGGCCUAAACACUGUGGACAUUAAGAUGGCCUCAACACUUCGGACAUUAAGAUGGCCUCAACAUUGUGGACAUUAAGAUGGCCUCAACAUUGUGGACAUUAAGACGGACUCAACACUUCGGACAUUAAGGUGGACUUUUUGGAAUUUGCUUUUUUUGUUUAUUGAAAGAAAUAUUUUAAUCAAAAAUGGCUUUAUCUGGAUUUUGUAACAAAAUGUCUAUCAUUUUUUGUUAUCUUAUUUAGGUUUUUAAAGACCCUUGCUUUUUCAUUUUAUUUGAAAAUCACCACUGUAUGUCUAAUACAAUGCUGUUUUUUUAUUUAAUGAUAAUGGUUUGCCCUUGAAUAGCUUAGUCUUAUCAGGUGGACCUUAGAAAACAAAUGACAAGAUAUUUACAUAUACACGCCUGAUUGGCUAAAAGAAUGGUCAAGAGCCCACCCCCUUAUCAAGAUGAACAGUCAUUGGUCUUUAUAUCUCACCUAAACAGGUAAAAAUUCUGUUAUUGUUAUUCAAACAACUUUUGCACAUUAACUUUCUGAUUUUUUUUUUUUAAUCAUGAAUCCCUAAGAGAUUCAAAUCUAUUUUGAGAGAUGAUGACUAUAAAUAUAUAUUUUUUGCUCCUGGAUGUGCAGAACCCUCCGUCCUCAUCUCAUAUGCACAAUUACUAGUAUCUUGUAACAAUUUUUUUUUCUGCACCUCAACUCCUCUAAUAUCUUUAUUCCUGUCAGGGUUGCCAAGUCCAGCAGAAACGUCUAGUUGAAUGAUGACAACGGAAAACCUAUUCACAAGGCUUGAAGACUGUCCCUAAAAAAAAAUUUCACACAGGAUUUUUUUCUUUUAUGUGCGUCUGUGCUGUUCUCACUCAGUCAGCCCCCCAGCGCCCAGUCAGGACCCCCCGAUUAAUAGUUCUCAGCAGCAGGUCACAGGAAGGAUUUGGCCCAAAAGCCACCCCCUUGGACUUCAUCAUCUGCCUAAUUUCUUGCCAAUUUCACAAGUUGAAGACAUGGCAACCCUGAUUGCCAACAUACACUCACCUAAAGGAUUAUUAGGAACACCAUACUAAUACUGUGUUUGACCCCCUUUCGCCUUCAGAACU
Molecule: messenger RNA, 5077 nt
Organism: Esox lucius (northern pike)
Lineage: Eukaryota; Metazoa; Chordata; Actinopteri; Esociformes; Esocidae
Gene: mctp2b
Product: multiple C2 domains, transmembrane 2b
Exons: 23
Coding region: 205-3105 (966 amino acids)
Biological process (GO): regulation of neurotransmitter secretion
Cellular component (GO): synaptic vesicle membrane
Molecular function (GO): calcium ion binding
Source: RefSeq, a predicted model, not a curated record